AUGGUACAACCAGCAAGGUCCUCCAACGCCAUCUUUAACUUCAGAGAAAAGCUGCUGAAAUAUUGUGAGAGUGAUGUUGCAUUAUUAAAAGAAGGUUGUUUGAAAUUUGUCAAAGAAUUCGAAGAAAUUGCUGGCUUUAAUCCUCUCAUUCAAUCCAUUACCAUUGCUGCUGCCUGCAACUACUUUUGGCAUAAGGAAAAGCUAGAAGAGGAUCUCAUUGCCUUAGAACCAAAUGGCAGGUGGCAUGGCAACCAUAUUAAUCAAAGUCAAAUUGCCUUGGAGUGGUUGUACUUCCAGGACCACCAGAGAAGUGGUAUGGGGCAUGUCCGCCACGUGAGGAACGGGGGUGAGGUGCAAGUGCUUACACCCGCAGAAAGUUAUUAUGUCGAUGGUUUUGAUCAACAAACAAACACUGUCUUUGAAUUUUACGGGUGCUUCUAUCACGACUGUCCCCGCUGUUUCAAAUCAGGCCGACAUGCCAAAAACAACUGCCACAAAGACCGCAAAAUUGAUGAAGUCUAUGACGCCACCCUCAAGAAAGCCGCCAUGCUGCGCCAAGCAGGGUAUACACUCGUAGAAUGCUGGGAAUGUGAGUUUAAUGACGAAAAGAACAUCAACCCACAAUUGAAAGCAUUUUUAGACACCCUGGAAAUGGUACCACCCCUCAACCCUCGUGAAGCCUUUUAUGGAGGACGAACCGGGGCGGUGGCCUUGCAUUGCAAAGUAGAAGAGCCUGACCUCAUUAAAUAUGCAGAUGUAACCUCGCUUUACCCCUGGGUAAACAAAUACAAGGAAUAUCUGGUCCGUUUUUCUCUCAUUUAUACCAACCCCAGGGAUCAGGACAUCCACCAUUAUUUUGGCAUUGCCCAAGUGGAUAUUUUGCCCCCUGAAUUGCUCUAUCAUCUCGUGUUGCCCUACCGAGCAGGGAAUAAGUUAACAUUCCCCCUGUGCCGUGCCUGUGUGGAGCAAGAACAGCAAAAGCCAUGUCUGGAACGAUCCAAUAUCUGCCCUCAUACCGAUGCAGAACGCAUGCUCCGAGGGACGUGGGCCACCGUGGAACGCAUGCGUAGAAGAAAACAUGGGGUAAAAACAUUUUAA
Molecule: messenger RNA, 1098 nt
Organism: Porites evermanni
Lineage: Eukaryota; Metazoa; Cnidaria; Anthozoa; Scleractinia; Poritidae
Source: the annotation of a GenBank genome assembly